AUGGUAAAGACAGUAUUCGGAGGCGGCGCCUUCACGAGGCAAGGUGCCCUAGGCAGCUUCCAGACGCCCGAGCAGAUCGCCGAGGCUAUGGAUGCUCUGCUUGCAGCAGGCGUCACCACAAUUGACACAGCGCGCAUAUAUCCUGGAUCAGAAGAGCAGAUUGGCAAGCAAGAGAAGCGUACGCAGUUCACCAUUGACACAAAAGUCCCCGGUGGCUUCGCACCUGGCACAGCGCACAAGGACAUCAUCGUCGCGCACGCAAAGGAGGCCCUUGAGAAGGUGAACAUCAAGCAGUUCGACAUCCUAUACAUCCACUCUCCCGAUUCAAACAUCCCUCUCGACGACACCCUGGCCGGUAUCAACGAAGCCCACAAGCUGGGCAUCUUCAAGCGCUUCGGCCUCUCCAACUACGCACCGCAAGACGUCCAGCGCGUCCACGACCUCGCCAAGGAGAAGGGCUACCCGCUCCCUGAAGUCUAUGAGGGCAAUUACAACCCCGUCGCGCGGCACUUGGAGAAGGAUCUCUUCCCUCUUUUGCGCAAGCUCAACAUGGUCUUCUACGCCUACUCACCGCUCGCGGGCGGUUUCCUGACCAAGACUGCUGCUGAUCUUGAUGCGGGUGCUGGCCGCUUUAGCAAGGAAGCGCUGGGCGGGAUGUACAGCGGGAUGUACGACAAGCCGUCUCUGCGCGAGGGCCUCAAAACGUGGGACCAGAUUGCCGAGAAGGAGGGCGUGAACAAGGCAGAGUUGGCGUAUAGGUGGGUUGCGCAUCACUCUGCGCUGACAGAAGAAGGUGAUGGUGUUAUCUUUGGUGCGAGCAAGCUCAGCCAGAUUGAACAGACUGCAGGAGGUAUUAAGAAGGGAAAGUUGAGUGCGGAGGCGUUGAAGAGCAUCGAUCAAUUGUGGGAGAGCGUUAAGGCUGAAGCUCCGGUGGACAACUUCAUGUGGUCGCAGGGUGGCAAGGCCUAG
This is a messenger RNA of Didymella exigua CBS 183.55, 969 nucleotides long. RefSeq names its product aflatoxin B1 aldehyde reductase member 2. The transcript has a single exon. NCBI's taxonomy places the organism in Eukaryota, Fungi, Ascomycota, Dothideomycetes, Pleosporales, Didymellaceae. Bases 1 to 969 code for a protein of 322 amino acids. The record is from RefSeq and is a predicted model, not a curated record.